This is a messenger RNA of Solanum lycopersicum (tomato), 1152 nucleotides long. Lineage: Eukaryota; Viridiplantae; Streptophyta; Magnoliopsida; Solanales; Solanaceae. The record is from RefSeq and is a predicted model, not a curated record.
AUGAAUAAAAGGUAUAAGCAGAAGGAGAUCAAGCUGCUUUUACAAAAUAAAGUGAGUUUAGCAGGCUUAGUUGAAACAAGAGUUAAAGGCAAUAAUGUGAGAUCAGUUCUUAGAGGAAUAGCACCAGGGUGGAAGGCUCUACACAAUUAUGAAGAUAAUGCUAAUGGUAGAAUAUGGGUGAUUUGGGAUGAUAAUUGGUAUGAAGUAAAGAAGAUUACUAGCUCUACUCAAAUGGUGCACUGCCAGGUGAAUGAAAGAAGUAAGGGAUAUCAGUUUAUCUUGUCUGUAGUGUAUGGACUUAAUACAGCUGAACAGAGAAAGUCUUUGUGGAAAGAAAUGGAAACACUAGCAAAAGGUAUUACACAACCUUGGCUGGUUGUAGGGGAUUUCAAUGCAGUGCUGUAUGCUAAGGAUAGGCUAGCUGGUAUACCUGUUGCUAUUAAUGAGAUAAAAGAUUUUGAAGAAUGUGUGAGAGACAUAGGGGUCAAUGAAUUGCAGUGGACUGGCAGCUACUACACCUGGAAUAACAAGCAAUGUGGAAUGUAUAGAAUCUCCAGUAGAAUAGAUAGAGCAUUUGGCAAUGAUGAAUGGAUGGACAAAUGGGGGCAUGUAAUGGUAGAGUAUGGGAACCCAAGUAUAUCAGACCAUAGCUCUAUGAUGCUAACUCUCCAAAAAACUCAACAGUAUGUGAAAUGUAGCUUCAAAUUUUUCAAUGUUUGGACUGAACAUGAGAGGUUUAUGGAAAUUGUAGAAAAUGCAUGGAAAAAGCAGUAUGGAUAUGAUACAAUGAAGCAGGUGUGGUGCAAAUUGAGGGAUCUUCAAUACAGAUUACAACAGCUGAACAGGAAAGAGUUCAAGUACAUAGGGAAGCAGAUUGAUCAAGCUAGAAGAGAGGUUGCAAAUAUUCAAAAACAGUUAAAUGUACAAGCUACUAAUGAGCUGAUUGUGGGGGAGAAAGAGAUGCUGAUCAAACUUGAAAAAUGGUCUUUAAUGGAAGAAAGUGCUCUGAGACAAAAAUCAAGGAUCAAGUGGAUUCAACUGGGAGAUGCAAACAACAAGUAUUUCAGUUCAAUCAUUAAAGAGAGAACUCAAAAGAAGAAUAUAAGAAGUAUUAUGUCAUUAAAGGGUCAGAUGCUUUAUGAUCCACAGUAA